Messenger RNA from Vicia villosa (hairy vetch), 3446 nucleotides. RefSeq names its product RNA-dependent RNA polymerase 1-like. The coding region runs from base 5 to 3007 and encodes 1000 amino acids. The transcript is spliced from 4 exons. Gene Ontology annotation, cellular component: nuclear RNA-directed RNA polymerase complex. The record is from RefSeq and is a predicted model, not a curated record. NCBI's taxonomy places the organism in Eukaryota, Viridiplantae, Streptophyta, Magnoliopsida, Fabales, Fabaceae. Gene Ontology annotation, biological process: siRNA processing. Gene Ontology annotation, molecular function: RNA-directed RNA polymerase activity.
GAGGAUGAGUAAGAGUAAAACAAUUGAGUUGUAUGGAUUCGCUUAUAAUGUGACCGUGCCCGAUGUAAAGAGAUUUGUAGAGCAGUAUACCAGGGAAGGAAGUGUGGUUGCUAUGAAGAUAAGGGAAUGCAAAGGCCAUACUCGAAAAGCAUUUGCAGUUAUUCAAUUCGCUACUGCAAAACUUGCUACAUACAUGAUGGCCUUACCUAACAGAACUUUGUCACCAUUGCGAUAUAGGAACUCCUAUUUGAAACUUCGGGAAAUGGAAAGAGAUAUUGAUCCAAAGCUAAGGGAUGUUUUGGACAGUUUGGAUAAUGUGAAAAUGUAUUUUGGCUAUCAGAUCUCCAAGGAAAGGUUCUUUGUUUUAUGGAGAAAUGUGGAUGUUUGUGUAGACUUUGGGAUUGGGAUGAGAAAGUUGAAAUUCUCUAUGUGCCAUAACGAUAGAAAGUUCAAACUCGAGCUUUCGUAUGAGAAUAUUUGGAAGAUUGAGCUGCAUCGACCGCGGGAUAAAACUGCAAAGUAUCUCCUGAUUCAGUUGAUUGGUGCUCCUCGGGUUUUUGAGCUUUGCAUUCCUACUUCAGAUGAUGUAUAUAACGUAUACGAAGAUCCUUUGAAGAAUUAUUAUAAAAAUUUCCCCGAUGAGCAAUGCAUCCGUUCGAUAGAUUUCACUCCUUUUAGUUGUAUUGGGCAGUCUUCGGCUCUAUGUCUAGAGCUUCCCAGUCAUAGAGAUUUUCCGAAUUUCAGGGAAAACUUUGCUCAUUACGAGGAAAUUGAGGGACAAUACACUUUGGAGAACGGAACACCUUUUUCUCACAAUUUGGAUGUUGUCCCUAUUGUUGCUCCUCCUCAAUGCAUUUAUAUUCCAUUUGAUAUCUUGUUUAAAGUAAAUUCAUUGGUUCAGCAUGGUUGUGUUUCGGGUUCUGAACUUGAUAAUGAUUUCUAUCGGCUAGUUGAUCUGCUUAGAAUCAAUGCAGAAGUUAUCAAGCAUGCUUUAGAAAAGAUGUACUAUUCAAAGGAUUUCUGUUAUGAACCCGCGAGAUGGCUGGGAGAUCAGUACAUUAUGUACAUUAUUACAAAUAAUGUACCUCGGUCACCGUAUAUAUCUUUGGGCAACGGGUUGGUAUAUGUUCGCAGGGUUCAGAUAACACCAUGCAAAAUAUACUUUUGUGGUCCAGAGAUUAGUGUCUCAAAUCAUGUUCUCCGUCAUUUUCAUAUUCAUAUUGAUAACUUUCUACGCGUGUCAUUUGUUGACGAGGAGUUGGAUAAACUGCAUUCAGCAGAUUUAUCUUCACGCACUUCUGAGAGUAGGAGAACUGAGAUAUACUAUAGAAUUCUUUCCAUCCUUAGAAAUGGCAUAAAGAUUGGUGAUAAGAAGUUUGAAUUUCUAGCUUUCUCGUCAAGUCAGUUGCGUGAAAAUUUCUUGUGGAUGUUUGCUCGUACAAAAAAUGGACUUACUGCUGAUGCCAUAAGGUAUGUGAUGGGAGAUUUUAGCCGGAUAAGAAAUGUGGCUAAAUAUGCUGCUAGGCUCGGACUACCUUUAGGCUCAUCUACUGAAACUCUAAGUGUUGGGUGGAAUGAAAUUGAAAUUAUACUUGAUGUGAAGGUUAAACGCGGUUCAACCAAUUAUGUCUUUUCUGAUGGAAUUGGGAAGAUAUCUCUUGAACUUGCCCGGACCGUGUCAAAAAAGUGUGGUCAUGAUUCUAUGCCAUCUGCAUUUCAGAUUCGGUAUGGCGGAUGCAAAGGAGUUGUGGCUGUUGAUCCAACCACAUCAGUGAAGUUGUCACUGAGGAAAAGCAUGCACAAGUUUGAUUCAAAUAACACAGUAUUGGAUGUUUUGGCAUGUAGUAAGUUUCAGCCUUGUUAUCUGAAUCGACAGCUGAUUACUCUCUUAUCCACUCUUGAUGUCGAGGACAGUGUUUUUGAGAAAAAACAAAAAGAAGCUGUUUAUCAACUAAACACAAUACUAACAGAUUCAACAAAGGCACACGAGGUUUUGGACUUGAUGUCUUCCGGGGAGGUCACUAAUAUUCUGAAGGAGAUGCUUAUUUGUGGCUACAAGCCUAAUGUCGAACCAUUUCUUUCAAUGAUGCUGCAGACAUUUAGGGCAUCAAAGUUAUUGGACUUGCGACAGAAAACUAGGAUAUUUAUUCCAAAAGGAAGAGCAAUGAUGGGAGUUGUAGAUGAAACUAGAACACUAGAAUAUGGUGAAGUUUUUGUUCAAUAUUCUAACAAUAGGCUCAGCAAUCUUUCUAAUGUAGUUAAAGGUAAGGUAGUAGUAGCGAAAAACCCCUGUUUGCACCCUGGCGAUGUUCGUGUUUUGAAGGCUGUGGUAGUGCCAGCUUUGCGCCACAUGGUGGAUUGUGUUGUUUUCCCUCAAAAAGGUCACAGGCCACAUCCAAAUGAAUGUUCUGGAAGUGAUCUAGACGGGGACAUCUACUUCGUUUGUUGGGAUUCUGAAUUGAUUCCACCUAGAACAAUUGAACCAAUGGAGUAUGAUUCUUCCCAACCUAUUGUAUUGGAUCAUGAUGUGGAGAUUAAGGAGGUGGAGGAGUAUUUUGCCAAUUACAUACUCAAUGACAGUCUUGGAAUAAUUGCGAAUGCUCACACAGUCUUUGCAGAUAAAGAACCUGGUAAAGCAAUGUCUGAGCCAUGUAUUGAACUUGCAAAGCUAUUCUCAAUAGCAGUUGACUUUCCAAAAACCGGUAACCCUGCAGAAAUACCUCCUCAUCUUUUCGUCAAACAAUAUCCAGACUUCAUGGAAAAGCCUGACAAAACCACCUACAAAUCAAACAAUGUAAUAGGAAAGCUUUUUAGAGAAAUUCAAGGAAUUUCAACAAAGGGUGGUUCCAUUACAUCCUUCACACUUGAACUGGCCAUAAAGUCGUACGAUCCCGAAAUGGAAUUCGACGGCUUUAUGGACUAUGUCGAUGAUGCCUUCUAUCACAAAACCAAUUAUGACUACAAGUUGGGAAAUCUGAUGGACUACUACGGUAUAAAAACUGAAUAAGAAAUCAUUAGCGGGAAUAUCAUGAAAAUGUCGAAAUCUUUCACCAAAAGAAGGGAUGCAGAUGCAAUUACUAUGGCCGUAAGGUCUUUAAGGAAAGAGGCGAGAAGCUGGUUCAAUGACGGCGGUGCUGGUGUAGAUUCUGUGAGUGAUGUUGCAUAUGCAAAAGCUUCUGCUUGGUAUUUUGUUACUUAUCAUCCAAGUUACUACGGUUUAUACAAUGAAGGUAUGAAUAGGGACCAUUUUCUAAGCUUUCCAUGGUGUGUUUACCAUUUGCUUGUAAAAAUCAAGAAGGGGAAAGCGAGGACGAGGAUGCAUUCCAGCUUGGAACAAAUUUUUACUUUUAGUCAUGUGCUGCGUCUUGAUUGACAACUCUGCUUAUAGUUAUUGAACUUUGCAUGUUCAUAUUUAUGGUAAUGUAAUGUUAAGAUAUAUAAUGUUG